Messenger RNA from Hirsutella rhossiliensis, 468 nucleotides. RefSeq lists its product as uncharacterized. The record is from RefSeq and is a predicted model, not a curated record. Bases 1 to 468 code for a protein of 155 amino acids. The transcript has 3 exons. Lineage: Eukaryota; Fungi; Ascomycota; Sordariomycetes; Hypocreales; Ophiocordycipitaceae.
AUGCCCGCCCUUGUCGUCCGCGACCAAGGCUACCAGCCCGUUCUUCCUAGGCUCUUGGCCCCUAUGGACGACUUCCUGCGUCCCGCCUAUUGUUUCCUUUACCGGCCUUAUCCCAAGGUCGCCGGCCUGCUCCGUCAUGACGUUAUGCUCUAUCCCCCAGGCUCCGACCGGGACAACGUCUUUAUUGUCGUCCCGGAUUCUUGGACAUUUCUCGACAAGGCCGCCGCCGCCGUCACCCCAAUGACACCACUUCUCUCUACACCACAGAGGCAGCAGGCGUCCUCCCCUUCCGCGGCCUUUCAGGACAUGCGCGCUGCCUCUUUGUCUUUGGCCACCCCUGGCACCCUCCCGCUCAGCCCUCCACCUUUGGCUUCGGCUUCGCCUCGACCGGCCCCUUGGGCCGCCCGGGAAGCGAUGUUGCCCCGAGCCUGCCGAUACGCCGACGAAACGACCGCGGCUGCUGCAUAA